GGAAGCGGGGAGCCGGACACCCCGGCGUCCCUGGAAGUGGGGGAGGCCGGGGUGGUGCUGGGGAGGCGGCGCAGAGCCAUCGUCCCGGAAAGCCCCGGAUCGGGGACAGGGCCUCUGGGACUGAGAUAGUUACGCCAAGCUGAACCAUGGCUAGACGGCCUAUCCUCUUAGGCGACCAGCUGGUUCUGGAGGAAGAUUCUGAUGAGACCUACAUCCCCAGUGAGCAAGAAAUCCUGGACUUUGCCAGAGUGAUUGGUAUCGACCCUGUCAAGGAACCAGAACUGAUGUGGCUGGCGAGGGAGGGUAUUGAGGCUCCAUUGCCCAAAGGCUGGAAACCAUGCCAGAACAUCACAGGUGAUCUUUACUAUUUCAACUUUGACACUGGGCAGUCCAUCUGGGACCAUCCGUGUGACGAGCACUAUCGGAAGCUGGUCAUCCAAGAGCGGGAGAAGUGGUCGGCUCCUGGGGCCGUUAAGAAGAAAGACAAGAAAAAGAAAAAGGAAAAGAAAAACAAGAAGGACAAAGAGACCUCCAAAAGUCCUCUGGUCCUGGGUUCCCCCUUAGCCCCAGUCCAGGCCCCUCUUUGGGGCUUGGCUCCCUUACGAGGCCUUGGGGAUGCCCCAUCCUCUGCUCUUCGUGGAUCCCAGAACAUGAGCUUGGGGAGCUCGGCAGAUUCUGGGCAUCUUGUGGAGUCCAUGCUGCCUCCACAGAGUCUCAAGGCUGCUGCUUACACAAAGGGUCUCUUGGCUUCUGUCAAUGAGGGCAAGAAUGCUCUCAGCCUCUUGACUUUAGGGGAAGAGACCAACGAGGAGGAUGAAGAGGAGAGUGACAACCAGAGUAUCCGAAGCUCCAGUGAGCUUCUCAAGAACCUACAUCUGGACCUUGGUGCCCUGGGAGGUAACUUUGAGUAUGAGGAGUCUCCAAGAACCAGCCAGCCAGACAAGAAGGAUGUUUCUCUUGACUCAGAUGCCGAUCGCCCCCCAACUCCCGGCAAGCUGUUCAGCCAGGGUGCAGACAGUAGUGUGGGCAGUGCCAACGGCAGCAAGUCCCAAGGAAGAGGGGCAAGUCCCUGGAACCCACAGAAAGAAAACGAGAAUAGCAAUCCCAAGGCUUCUUCAAGUCAGGUGGCUCCUGGGUUGGACCCUGGGGGUGAUCAACCUUCCAGGGCCUCUAAAAAGGAGCAGGCAGAGGACCCGGCAGGUGCAGGAGAGGAGGCUUCCAGGAGGGAAAGUCCAGCCAAGGAGCCAAAGGAGGCUUCUGCCCUGGAGGAGAACACCUCAGACGUCAGUGAGGAGUCAGAGAUCCACGAACACUUGAAGGAUCCCCAACACUCAGAGUCUAAAGCUUCUGACACUAAGUCUUUCCUUGGCCUGGACUUUGGCUUUCAUGGCCGGAUCUCGGAGCACCUGCUGGAUGGUGACAUGCUUUCUCCGAUCGUGGGUGGAGCCCAGUGGGAGGCCCAGGGGUUAGGCCAAGAAGAACAAGAUGACAGCAAGUCCAGCAGAGCUGAGCCACAGAGCAAGCAUACCCAAGUCUCGGAGAGGGAACAGCUCCAGAGUGCUCUUCACAGCCAGGCCACUGAGGAAGGGCCUCUGCAGACCCUGGAAGGGCAGCCUGAGUGGAAGGAAGCAGAAGGGCCUGGGAAGGACUCUGUAGCCAGCCCCACCCCACUGUCCCUCCUCCAGAGGGAGCAGGUCCUGAGCCCGCCUGCUUUCCCUGAGAGGGCUGAGGAAAAACACUCCCAGGCCGAGGAGCUAGGCCUUGGGCAGCAGGAGGCUGAGGAGACCGAGGAGAAGGUGGCAGUGUGUCCCAGCUCACCUGUCUCUCCAGAGGUGCAAACUGCAGAGGCUGCAGCUCCUCAACGGCAGUUCUCAGAGGCUAUACUGAAGGGCAUGGAAGAGGCAGUGACCCAGGAACUGGAGGAGGACCAGAGGCUGCUGCUGGGGUUGCAGAAAGAGAAGCCACAGCAGCUGGAAGAGGGGCUGUGGGAGGAGGAGGAAGAGGAAGAGCGCCAGCUUUACCAGCAGAAGGAGAAGUCCCUCAGCCUUCUGAAAGCACAGCUACAGAAAGCCGCUGAGGAGGAGGAGAAGGAAGAGGAGACUCGGAUAAGAGAGGAGGAAAGCCAGAGGCUGGCCCGCCUCCGGGCCCAGGUGCAGUCCAGUACAGAAGCAUUUGAGAACCAAAUUAGAGCCGAGCAACAGGCUGCCCUACAGAGGCUUCGAGAAGAGGCAGAGACCCUCCAGAAAGCUGAAAGAGCCAGCUUGGAACAGAAGAGCAGGAGGGUUCUGGAGCAGCUGAGGGAGCAGCUGGAGGUUGAGGAGAAGCGUGCACAGGCGGCCUUGAGGGCAGAGAAGGAGGCAGAGAAGGAGGCGGCUCUGUUGCAGCUGAGGGAGCAGCUGGAAGGGGAGAGGAAAGAAGCAGUGGCAGGCCUAGAGAAAAGGCUCAACGCUGAGCUGGAACAGCUCUGUUCCUCAAUGGAAGCCAAACACCAGGAGGUGAUCUCCAGCCUCCAGAAGAAGAUAGAGGGGGCUCAGCAGAAAGAGGAGGCCCAAUUACAGGAGAGCCUUGGGUGGGCCGAGCAGAGAGCUCACCAGAAGGUUCAUCAGGUGAUUGAGUAUGAACAAGAGCUCAGCAGCCUCCUUCGAGACAAGCGCCAGGAGGUAGAGAGAGAGCACGAGAGGAAGAUGGACAAGAUGAAGGAGGAGCACCGGCAGGAGAUGGCCGAAGCCAGAGAGCGAUAUGAAGCUGAGGAGAGAAAGCAGCGUGCUGACCUCCUGGGGCACCUCACUGGAGAGUUGGAGCGCCUGCGAAGGGCCCACGAGCGAGAGUUAGAGAGCGUGAGGCAGGAGCAGGAUCAGCAGCUUGAAGACCUGAGGCGUCGACACCGGGACCAAGAAAGGAAAUUCCAGGACUUAGAGCUGGAACUCUCGUCCAGAACUAAAGAUGUCAAGGCCAGACUGGCUCAGUUGAAUGUUCAGGAGGAGAACAUUCGGAGAGAGAAGCAGCUGCUCCUGGAUGCUCAGAGGCAGGCUGCUCUGGAGAAGGAGGAAGCCAAGGCCACCCACCAGCACCUGGAAGAAGCGAAGAAGGAGCACACGCACCUGCUGGAGUCAAAGCAACAGCUGCGAAGGGCCAUCGAUGACCUGCGGGUCCGGCGGGUGGAGCUGGAGUCCCAAGUGGACCUGUUGCAGACUCAGAGUCAGAGGUUGCAGAAGCACGUGAGCAGCCUAGAGGCCGAAGUACAGAGGAAGCAGGACAUCCUGAAAGAGAUGGCAGCCGAGACUAAUGCUCCCUCACACCCAGAGCCAAGUCUCCACAUUGAGGACCUGAGGAAAUCCCUUGGCACAAAAGAGAACCAAGAGGUGUCCUCUUCUCUCUCCCUGAGUAAGGAGGAUAUCGACUUGUCCGUGGAGAGUGUCCGGCAUUUCCUCUCUGCUGAGGGUGUAGCUGUCCGCAGUGCCAAGGAGUUCCUGGUGCGCCAGACACGCUCCAUGCGGAGGCGACAGACCGCUCUGAAAGCUGCCCAGCAGCACUGGCGUCAUGAGCUGGCCAGUGCCCAGGAGGUAGACGAAGACCUGCCAGGCACUAAGGUCCCGGAAAACGUGCGCAAGAACUUGGAUGAGGAGACCAGGCACUUGGAUGAGAUGAAGUCAGCUAUGCGGAAAGGCCAUGACUUGUUGAAGAAGAAGGAGGAGAAACUGAACCAACUGGAGUCUUCUCUACAGGAGGAGGUCUCUGAUGAGGACACUCUGAAAGGAUCCUCUAUCAAGAAGGUGACCUUUGAUCUCAGUGACAUGGAUGAUUUGAGCAGUGAGAGUUUGGAGUCCAGCCCCAUGCUGCACAUCACCCCGACCCCAAACUCUGCCGAUCCCAACAAGAUCCAUUACCUGAGCAGUUCCCUCCAGCGAAUCAGCAGCGAACUCAAUGGCGUGCUGAACGUUCUGGGAAGCCUCAACUCGCAGCCACCGCCACAGGGCCUCAGCAGCCAGCCGCCCCCGCCUCCGCUCCUCACCUCCUCACUUCGGUCCUCCAAGAACGUCCUUGCCCCUGCCUAUGCCUCCCAGACAAAGCUCUCAUCCUUAUCUUCCAUCACACCCACCUCCACGCAGUGGGCCUGGGACCCGGGCCAGGGCACCAAGCUGCCCUCCUCCUCGUCCUCCUCCCAAACCGUGGACGAUUUCCUGCUGGAGAAGUGGCGCAAGUAUUUUCCCUCUGGCGUCCCGUUGCUCAACAGCUCUCCUCCCCCACUGGAGAACAAGCUGGGUUAUGUGUCUGUCAGCGAUCAGCUCCACCUCCUGCAGCGUUCCCACUCUCGAGUCCCCAAGACGGACAGUGUCAGCAUUCAGAGCAUGAUCGAGUCUAACCGGAAGUGGCUGGAACAUUUCCGGAACGACCCCAAAGUACAACUUUUCUCCUCGGUGCCCAAACCAACAACCACAACCACAUCGAACUUACUGCAGCUGGGCCUGGAUGAGAACAACAGACUGAAUGUGUUUCACUACUGAGCCCCGUGUGGGGCCAGGACAGUACCGCCGCCCCCGCGGCCUCCUCCUCUCUAACAAGUGCCUGAGGAGCCGCCAGCACUUUAUUUCUCUCUCAUCAAGCAUGUCCUCCGUUGUGUACUCCACCUAGGACUUAGAGGAACCACCACGAAGGUACGUGGAAAGUAUGCUAUAGACGGCCACACACGCUUCAACUGUGGACUGGCCGUGAGCAGAAACAUGUGGACAUCUUCGAGCUUCUGCAUCAAAGUGGCACUGAGAUGUGGCUGCUGAAGACUUCAGGGGUGUGGCACCGUAGUUAAAGCAACUGCUUUGGGAGGCCUAGGGAACCUCCUUGGAGGCUGGCUUCCUGCUGAGGGCGUGGUCCUUUCUCUACACAGCCUCCUAGCGUGGCAUGCCCCGAGACUUGGCUAUGCUGGGCCUGUGCCUCUUUCUGAUACCUCAGCCCCGACAGGAUCACACCUGUCCCUCUCUUUUUGCUUUUUUUCUUUUUAAAUGUCUUCUGACUGUCUCAGGUUUGGGCUCAGCUGCCUGAGCCCGGCUGGCCGUUGCUAGCGGGCCCUAGAGGGAUGUUCUGCCUCCUUCCUGUCAGCGGGCACUGUGCUUUUUUCAUUGUUCUCAGGAACACAUUUCCCUCCCUUAGGAUGCUCUCUGGAGCUCUCCCUUGCCCUCAGGUCUCAAGCACCUAUCUCUCCAGGAAGCUAAAAAGCCAUAGAGAAAAGAGAAAGAGAGGGAUGCCUUCUGCCCCACCUUGAUAUUUCUCUUCUUUAACAUCCCGAUUGUGUCUGUGAGCCCUGUUUCCAUCUGUCCUUCUACCUGGGCCACCCCUGGCUCAGUCCAACUAUCAACUCUUCCCAGAGCUUGGUGGAUGGGGCUGGAUGGGGCUGACUCAAGGCCAGCACUGGCAGGGGCCAUCUUCCAUCAGGUGCUUCUGGCUCAAGCCUCCUCGGCCCCCACUUCCCCUCCGCCAGCUCUGCAGGAGCUGCAGGUGAUGUUCUCAGCAUCUGUCUCAUUGUUUAAACAAAAUGCCCUCAUUUUUCUUGUCUUGAGAAGCUGCGGGUUGCCUUUACCCUUACAACCCACAGGGUCUCACCGAUUCAUUGUUCAUUUCUUUGCCGCGGAAUAAACUUCGAUCAGCCAGUUGGCUUUUCACCCUCUUAGAUAUUUUUUAGUCAUCGGCCGACCACACACAGAAAAAGUCCGUUUUGUUACUUGUUCCACUCUGUGUGCCUUGAGAACCGCUCAUGUGAUACGACCAACUCUGGUGACAAUCUCUGUGUUUUGUUUUUUUUGUUUUUUUGUUUUUUUUGCAUCUAUUAAAUCUCUGUAAGUCAGUUUUCUAUGA
Messenger RNA from Arvicanthis niloticus (Nile rat), 5847 nucleotides. The record is from RefSeq and is a predicted model, not a curated record. NCBI's taxonomy places the organism in Eukaryota, Metazoa, Chordata, Mammalia, Rodentia, Muridae.